AUGAUCGAAGGCACUGAUAAGAAACCUGAAACUACAACGGCUAUUGCAGCUGCGAUAAAAACAUUGAAUAAAUCAAACGCAGAGGCAAUGCUCAUCCUUUCAAGCACCAUGGAGUACUCGCAGCUAGAAUACCUAAUCACUUGCUCUACUGCAGCAGAAAUGUGGUCGAAAUUGUCAGCGAUACACGAGCAAAAAACGGCCACAAAUAAAUUGGCACUCAUCACCAAGUUCCAUGAAUAUCGGAUGGGGUACAACGACUCCACAGCUCAACAUAUCAGCAAAGUCGAAAAUAUGGCAAGCCAGCUGAACGACAUCGGAUCACCAGUCGCAGACGUAAUGGUAAUGGCGAAGAUCCUAGGAUCACUACCACCGAAGUACCACUUAUUCAUCUCUGCCUGGGAGAGCGCGCCUGAGGCUAACCAAACUCUCAACAACCUACGAGAACGUCUACUACGAGAAGAAGGCCGCCUAAACAACUCCGAAGAUGUCAACCGUGCGCUAGCAUCCAUGAGCAUCUUCAACGAAACGUCCAAGGAAAAGGUUCAACAUACAGGCGGUAACAAAAAUCAUAAUGGUAAUAAAAAACGCGUGUAA
This is a messenger RNA of Trichogramma pretiosum, 594 nucleotides long. RefSeq lists its product as uncharacterized. The transcript has a single exon. Bases 1 to 594 code for a protein of 197 amino acids. The record is from RefSeq and is a predicted model, not a curated record. NCBI's taxonomy places the organism in Eukaryota, Metazoa, Arthropoda, Insecta, Hymenoptera, Trichogrammatidae.